This is a messenger RNA of Rhinichthys klamathensis goyatoka, 1041 nucleotides long. RefSeq lists its product as uncharacterized. The record is from RefSeq and is a predicted model, not a curated record. The transcript is spliced from 4 exons. Bases 121 to 1041 code for a protein of 306 amino acids. NCBI's taxonomy places the organism in Eukaryota, Metazoa, Chordata, Actinopteri, Cypriniformes, Leuciscidae.
GGUGCUUUCCCUACACUGUUUGAGUGGAACCGUUACCAAGUGCAGCCGCCGAGGUCGAGUGUUUGGGAACGGCGAGAGAGACCGCUGCCCCCUGAUCCUGACUCGGACGUAGAGCAAGAUAUGGAUAUUGACGUGGAGAGGACUGGACACGAUUAUUGUUCAGUUCCCGAAGCUGCAGCUGUGGACAUGGUAUUACAUGAAAAUGAGGAGUUGACGAGGGAGAUAGAAGAUCUACGGAAGCAGUUGGACCAGACCAAGAUCAUACUUCGCUUCGGUCUCCAGAGAUUUGCUGGGUCCGAUGAGGACAUACGCUUUUAUACAAGAUUUGCAACCUAUAACCACCUGAUGGCCUUCUGGGAACUGAUUGAACCGGCAACGCACAGAAUGAUUCGUGUCACCAACUCCAAAGUCACCAAGGAGGGUGGAAACACUCGGGCACUUCCUGCAAUAGACGAGUUCUUCCUGUUCAUGAUGCAUCUUGCUUUGGGCCUCAAGCAAAAGGACCUUGGUCAUCGCUUCCAUGUACAUCAGGCCACUGUGAGUCGCAUCAUAACAACCUGGGCCAACUUCCUGUACUUUGUCCUGGGGUCAGUGUGCAUUUGGAUGCCGAAAGAGAGAGUACGAGCCCAUUUGCCAGAGGAAUUUCAUCUUUUCCGAGACACACAGGUUAUCCUGGAUUGUACUGAGAUCCGCUGCCAAACACCUUCCUCUUUGCUAUUACAAAGGUCUAUAAGUGACAGGGAGUUGUUCAAACAGUCAGGGAUCAUUAACCUUCUUACCCCUGACAUGGCCAUCAUGGUGGAUAAGGGAUUCUUAAUUGACAGCCUAGUGCCAUGCAAAAUUCACCGGCCUGUUUUCCUGACCAAGGGAAAACAAAUGCUACCUCAUGAAGUGACACACACUCAGUCUGUGGCCAGGCUCAGGCAUAAACCAACUGUUUACAGUGGCAUGUUUGCUUGUGAACUACCAAUGUGGACCACUUGUCAAGGCAUGGAGCCACUGAGUCUAAAAACCCUCAUCCUUGUUAAUGUGCUAAGGUAA